AUGUCGAACGGACCUUGGAACUCGCGCAGUGUCAUGUACAAUGACAACUCGUAUCUAGGUGACGCGAACGACAGCAGCUACCACCGGUCAAGUGUGACAUACUCGUCCGGGACCGCUGCAUAUGGCAUGACGGCCACCGCGCCGCUGCUGGAGACAAGUGGUCCAGUCGCGCGGCCCGAUGUUUCCUACUCUGGCACGCCGGUAUACUCUUCGAGACCGCCCUCCUUAUCAUAUGGUACUUCAGGAGCCGCAGCUACAUAUGGAUCGCACAAGAGCACGGGCUCCCAAGGUUGGGAAGCCCAUGGUAGAUAUUCGCCUUCGGAUUCCCUGGAUGAUAUCAUUGCUUCUCCGAGCCUAUCGGAUUACGCCUUGGACAACGGUGCAGGCACCACGUCUUCUGGGAAAUCCAAGAGCUCGAGCACAGGUCGUCCCCAGCGGCGGCCCUCCAAUAGGGAUGAAUUUGACGGGCCGCACCAGUUUCUGGCCAGACCACCCACGGAAUAUCAGGAGAGGGAGCUACCCCAUCUCCCAACGAAUCUCCUUGUGCAGGAACAGGAUAGUGUCCUAAGCCGGGUGAACGAUCGACUGUCACAGUGUGCCUUUGACUUUGUCGCAAAAUACCAGUUCCCCAUACCGCUCACGCAGGACAUGCGGCCUGUUGAGCGGCCUCAGGAUCGCGAAUGGACAGAGUGGGUGUACUUACUGAAGCGCCUCGCGACCAAAAGGCGAAUACCGGCACGGGUUCUCUACAACGGACAGAUCAAGCAGUUCGUCACCAUACUAGAGAAUUCGCUCGAGAUGCGACAUGCAGCGAAGCAUCAGUCGCGCCCCCUGAAGGAUGAUCGCAACAUCUUGCAGCUCAUCAGUGCUGGUAUCCAAGUUGCGAAGAUCCUCAAGGACGCCCAAGCUAUGGAUUAUCUGGACAGAUUAUACGUUUCAACGGAACAGCGGAUUCAGGACCGGACGGCCGCGGCGUCGGUGCGGUUCCGCUGA
Molecule: messenger RNA, 993 nt
Organism: Anthostomella pinea
Lineage: Eukaryota; Fungi; Ascomycota; Sordariomycetes; Xylariales; Xylariaceae
Source: the annotation of a GenBank genome assembly